Molecule: messenger RNA, 171 nt
Organism: Colletotrichum orchidophilum
Lineage: Eukaryota; Fungi; Ascomycota; Sordariomycetes; Glomerellales; Glomerellaceae
Exons: 1
Coding region: 1-171 (56 amino acids)
Source: RefSeq, a predicted model, not a curated record
AUGGGGAAACGAGACACAAGGCACCCCAAGCAGUUAGUUGUACAAGGGCCAACACCGACCGUCCGCAUCGGCACCAGGAAACAGCGAGCCCAGGCCACCGCCAAAAAGUGCGCCGAGUAUCCGCAACCCGCUUGGCUACGCCUGAAUCAGCCUCAUUCCUUUCCCAACUGA